Messenger RNA from Vanderwaltozyma polyspora DSM 70294, 252 nucleotides. It is a transcript of the gene LSM6, whose product is annotated as U4/U6-U5 snRNP complex subunit LSM6. The record is from RefSeq and is a predicted model, not a curated record. Gene Ontology annotation, cellular component: nucleolus; U4/U6 x U5 tri-snRNP complex; sno(s)RNA-containing ribonucleoprotein complex. Gene Ontology annotation, biological process: maturation of SSU-rRNA; mRNA splicing, via spliceosome. NCBI's taxonomy places the organism in Eukaryota, Fungi, Ascomycota, Saccharomycetes, Saccharomycetales, Saccharomycetaceae. The coding region runs from base 1 to 252 and encodes 83 amino acids. The transcript has a single exon. Gene Ontology annotation, molecular function: RNA binding.
AUGUCAGCAGCUCAGUCCGGGACCACUAGUGUCUCUACACAAUUUUUAGCAAACAUCAUUGGUAAGCCGGUUAGUGUAAAAUUAUAUUCUGGUAUGAUGUAUAAGGGUAAAUUAGAAUCUAUAGAUGGUUUCAUGAACGUUGCUCUUUCGAACACCUCAGAACAUUUUGAAAGCAAUGCUCAUAUGUUGAAGAGAUAUGAAAAUGACGUCUUCUUGAGAGGUACUCAAGUUAUGUACAUUAGUGAAGCUUAA